AUGGAUAUGGUGCAGAGGUUGGUGGCUGAAAAGCCUGUCGUGGUCUUCAGCAACAGCUCUUGUUCUUGCAUGAGCCACUCCAUUAAGUCAUUGAUAUGCAACUUUGGGGCGAACCCUACAGUUUAUGAGCUUGAUGGAGCACCCAAUGGACACCAGAUUGAGAGGGCACUGCUGCAGCAGGGGCAUCGUCUGCCGGCUGUGUUCAUAGGGAAAGAGUUCAUUGGUGGUGCAAGAGAGGUGAUGAGUCUCAACCUCAGGAGUGAGCUCGGUCCAUUGCUCAUAAAAGCUAAAGCUAUAUGGCUUUAA
Messenger RNA from Alnus glutinosa, 306 nucleotides. RefSeq names its product monothiol glutaredoxin-S2-like. The coding region runs from base 1 to 306 and encodes 101 amino acids. Lineage: Eukaryota; Viridiplantae; Streptophyta; Magnoliopsida; Fagales; Betulaceae. The transcript has a single exon. The record is from RefSeq and is a predicted model, not a curated record.